This is a messenger RNA of Pogonomyrmex barbatus (red harvester ant), 1200 nucleotides long. RefSeq names its product DUF1676 domain-containing protein Osi15 (gene Osi15). Gene Ontology annotation, cellular component: membrane. The record is from RefSeq and is a predicted model, not a curated record. Lineage: Eukaryota; Metazoa; Arthropoda; Insecta; Hymenoptera; Formicidae.
AACAAUGAAGACCAAAGUAAUCAUCUUUCUAACAUUGCAACUACUGACGUUGAUAACAGCUGAAUCAAGCCAAGAAGAUGGAAACAAUUUAGAAUAUUUCGAAGAGAAGCUCACAAAAGCAAUGGACGAACUCAAUAGCAAAGACGUCAUCGACGUUUAUGGCGAUAUGAUAAUCCUGGAAAAGGUUGCGGAAGAUAGGAAAUCAUCGGAGGAGAGCACGGAUCCGCUUGUGAGCAGAAUUGAAAAAUUCUUAAGAACUCGAAAAAUACAAAUUAAUUUCCCUAAUGACGCUUCAACCGUUGGCUUGUUCGCACGCGCCCUCGGCCAGAGAAAUAUCGACGUAGAGCUUAGAAGUCUGACACAUGGGACAUCCGAAGCACGCACGAAAUUGAAGAGGAUGAUCAUGCCGCUGUUGAUCCUGCUGAAGCUAAAAGCAAUAAUCGUUCUGCCUAUCGUAAUUAGCUUGAUCGCCCUGAUAGGUAUGAAGGGCUUGGGCGCAGGUCUUAUGUCGCUCUUAAUUUCCGGAGCAGUAGCCUUGAAGGCCCUUGUUACACCACCCCCGCCGUCAAGAGUCAGCUAUGGAAUUAUAAGACCACACGAAAUUCACCAUGAUCACUGGCACAGGUCAGAAGAAGAAGUCAAUCAACCAUACAAAGGCUGGGCACCAGAAUAUAAUGGCGAACAUUACCCGUACCAUGACAUUCCAUAAAAUGCAAUGUGUCCUUGCCAUUCACAUUCGACUAUUUAUUUUUAUUUAUUGUAUGCCUUCACAUGUUUGCAUUAUACAAUAAUAAAAUAAAUCAUCCUUUUAUAAAAUUUUGUCUUGAUCAUUGCGAGAUAUUGGAAAAUUAUCGGAGACGUUGUAUCAUCGUGACAUCGACGAACUGUCAAAAAUGUCAUAUCAUCGCAAUAUGGCAAAUUGCCAAGCUCAAAUACGUCAUAUCUUACUAGUGCUCGACCCAAAUACGCACGUGUUAUCCGCGACAUAAGGAUAAUAAGGAUUAUUUACGGCAAGGGUUUUACAAUUUGUAAAUAAUUAAAUAAAUAUCGAAAAAGACAUAUAUAUACAUAUAAGUAUAUAGUCGUAAGCGGGUUACUCAGUCGGCCAGACGAGAAGGCUAAUGACCUAGAUGGAGGUUCACGGACGGAAGGGAAGAUAGAAAUGAUGUUGCGCGGGUGGGAGAAGCGGAGAAAGACCGG